AUGGCAGACAACUGUGGCAGUUUCGCAAAGAUCUCAGCACUCGUGAACCUAGGCUUUGAAAUAGAAGCUGCAACUGAAGCGCUAGGCUGUGCAGAGGAGAUGCUGAUAUGGCUUUCUCUCUAUUGCUUGAAAGAGGAGUUACAUGAAGAAGCAAUAUUGACUAUGUUCGAGAUGAUGAAGGCUAUAUUUGGCGAGGUACAUAAAGAUGAGGAUGUAGAUGAAGAUGAAGAUGUAGAUGAAGAUUAUGAAGAUGAUUCAGGGCUUGCAUUCGCUGACAUUGCUAUUUAUGCGAUAGAUGAGGAUUACUAG
Messenger RNA from Blepharisma stoltei, 309 nucleotides. NCBI's taxonomy places the organism in Eukaryota, Ciliophora, Heterotrichea, Heterotrichida, Blepharismidae. The record is from the annotation of a GenBank genome assembly.